AGCCAGCAGUACUACAGCUGUGCCCUCGGGAAGUGUAUAGAGGUUUUAAAUGAUUAACAUAAGUUAGGAUAGGUCGAUACUGAUCACGCUGCUUGUACCAACGUCUAUUAACUUUCAUUAUAUGGAGUUACAAUAGCAAGGGGUCAUUUAUAAUACAGGACAUAAUUCGAUAUUGAUUUUGGUUGCUACCUUGCAGAUAAUGAUUUGUUGGAAACUUGCUUAUGAAGAUUUGUUGCUAAUGGUGAUGCCUAAUAGAGGUGGUCAAGGCCAAGGCUGUAUAGGGACCUUCCACUGAUAUUGAUAGGUUUCUCAAAGGCUGUUUUCUUACGUGAUAAUAUUUUCUAAUUGAUAAUUAUCGUUUAUCUUACCGUAGAAAACCGAAAGUGAUGCACGUGAAUGGUGUAUAAAUUUUAAGAAAGUUUAAUAUAUCUUAGUGUUGUAUCCACCAUGACACCAUCCAAAACACUCCUCGAGCGACUAGACAAACUACCUAAUUCAUCCCAGGAAGCUGAGUCGAUAAUUCAGGAUAUUAUUCCAGAAUUAUACACUGGCGACUUAUCUGUAUGUCACGUUGUGGACGCUUUGGGCCCAAGUCUGACACACGCCAACCCAAGUGAGAGAGGCGCUGGAACCCGAUUUCUAGCUGAUCUUCUUCAUUCCUUGCCGUGUGACAAGUUAAGCUCACAGGAACUCCUAUUCUUGACUGCCUUCUUCUUAGAUCGUCUGAAGGAUCAUCAUUCUGUUAUACCCAAUGUCAUCUAUGCCAAUAUUGCCUUGGUUAAACAAAAACACAUCAAUAGAAAAGAUGUUACCAGUCUUGUGCAAGGAUUAUUCCGGGAGGUCCCUUGUCAGUCGCAAAUCAUGUCAGACAGGCGAAAUAUUUACACCCUACUCAAAUAUUGUUUGGUUUACAAGUUGGAAGAUAUACGAGAAAUGGGACAAGACUUUGUUCUGGGGUUUGUUACAGCAAUGGAUGGAGAAAAGGACCCUAGAAAUUUGGUUUUACUUUUUACGUUAGUUCCAAUUAUUGUCAAGAACUUUCCCCUUGGUCCUUUCACCGAAGACCUUUUCGAGGUUGUGGCUGCAUAUUUCCCGAUAGACUUUGUUCCGCCAGCAGAUGAUCCAUAUGGCAUCUCAUCAGAAGAUCUGGUGCUGGGUCUCAGGGGUGCCUUAGCCGCCACACCACAGUUUGCUCCCUACUGCAUUCCUUUGCUCCAAGAGAAGCUGGACUCAGAUCUUACUUCUGCUAAGCUGGACUCUUUGCAUACCAUGGUUGCAUGCUGUGAAGUGUACUCAGCUGAAGACAUUAGUCCCCACGUGCUGUCACUGUGGGCCAGCAUCAGAAGGGAAAUUGUUGAGGGUGCGAGUAGUGAGAUGGAGGCAGCAGCUCUCUCAACCCUCUCUGCUAUUGUUAUGACUCUGCAACGGGGAAUAUUAUCACAAGCCGCCCAUGAUGCCACAAAUACGCUUACCAAGUCUGCCUUAAUGGAAUGUAUGGGCCACCUCACCGCACCAGAACAACGUCUCAUGUUUCCAAGUGCUCAUAUUCUUCUUGCCCUUGUUGUUGCUGCUCAAGUUCCUGCUCAAACAAUUUGUGAAACGGUGGUGCCCGUCCUUACUGAACAGUUUGGCACAAGAACUGAGGCCAUAGCAAAGAAGAAUACCAUUAUAAUACUUGGGAAGUUCUUGAAUAGUGGAUCAAAAUUUCCUGACUUAAAAACAGAGACUGGCAGUAUAGGGAAACAUGAGGCUGCUUGCUGUGGUGUAUUCUCCCUUGGACUGACAAGUGACAUACCCUCAGUUCAGGAAGCUACAGUAUUAGCUCUCACUGCUGCCUUACCAGCAUUCCACUCUUCUUACCUCAGUUCAGUUGCUCAGUCCUUAACUAAGCUUCUCCUCACAGCAAAGAACGAUUCAUUAAGAGAUGGAAUAAUCCAGUGUUUUGUUGCACUUGGGAAGAUACAACCCUUAGCUGUCAGUGACCACAUAUUGCCAAAACUUCUCAUAGAAAUGGAACAAGGUCAUUCAGUCAAUUCAGGUGUCAGUAACAGCCGGAUAUUAGAGACACUUGCCAUCCUCACUGCAGGAAGAUUACUUACUUCCCGUGUGUUGCCUGUUGUCUGGAGGCGAGCUGAAGACUUUUCAUCAUUGUCAUCUGAGCAGUGUUGUCAACAUCUCUCCUGUGUCAGAAAGAUUUUGAGGAAUGCUGUGACAGACUCUGAAUGCAAGAGUUAUGUAUUAGAGGAAUGGAGUGGUGUAAUGAAGGUAGUCUGUCUUUCUGUGUCCACCAUCCUUAGUCCACAUGUGACCAAGCCGGUCCCAAUUCUUCAGUGUCUCUCCAGUAUAUGUAGGAUAUUAGUGGCCAACUUAAGUGAACCACAGCCUUUGGUACAGUCUCUUUUAACCCUGGUCACAGUGGAUGAGGCAGAGAGAGUUGAAGGAGUUUUUGGUGAUCUUGUCGUCACACUUCCAGAAACAAGAAAUUUGAUAUCCAGCAUUGCAGAUGAAAGCCAUCCACAAGCACCACUCAUGAGUUAUAUGAUUGAAGGUGUAGUGUUGGGUGCACGUCAGCUGCCCGAAACUGAUGGUUUACAACAUCUGCUGAGGAAGCUGAGACGAUUAAGUUUGUGUCAUGUAGACUUAGAAAUAAGAGAGACUUCAGCCAUCCUCCAUGGUGCAAUUAUUAAUAAGAUUCCAACAGGUCCGUCCCUCACUCAAGCAUUAAGUGAAAGUAGAGAAGAACUGUUCAAGCUAUUAAAUUUAACUAAUCAAGUGGAGAAGCAGAAGGCUGCACUUCUUACACUAACAUGGGUGUGUAAGGCGUUAGUUGUGCGUGGUGCUCAGGACCAGGACGUGUGGACAACAAAGAUGCAGAAUUUACUAAGUGACUCAGGCAUUGGAUUAGAUGCUGCUCAUAGCUUUGAAGUUAUUCUAAGGGAACACCAGUAUGCCCUGAGACCAGAGACUUUUGCAAAUAUAAGAUUGCUAUAUAAACAGAGAUAUUUUGAAAUUAUGGUAGGACCUCUGGUAGAUAUGUUCCACAGCAGUGAGGGCAAUACAAAGCACAAUGCCUUGCUGGCACUGUCAUCACUGAUGCCUUCAUUACCACAUCUCGUUCUUAAUAAUCACAUCAAGAAGUUAUUGCCAGUGCUGCUUCAGGGGAUUACCAGUGGAGAGUCUGCAGUAACUGAGAGUACAGUGUGUACAUUGUCCAGUCUCCUGCAGCAUUCCCUCACCCAUGCAGCCCCUCACACUAACAUGCUUGUCUCUACUCUGGUCCCGCUCACUGUCAAUCAUCCUAUGAUGGUGCGCAUGAAAGCUUUGGAGUGUCUUCAAGCCUUGACUGCUUUACCAACCAUGACAAUCCUGCCAUAUAGAGAAGAUGUAAUCAGGGGACUGAAAUGUGUAUUGAAUGACAAGAAACGUGUUGUUCGUCAAGUGGCCACUAAUGCUCGCUGUUCUUGGAUCCUCGUUGGUGCUCCUGGCAGUGAGAGUGCAUAGGCUGGGGACUUAUUUAAUGUAAAUAGUACUUGGAAGCAAUUUGUUUAUAACAUAUAGGACCUUCAGAAAAUUUUCUUUCAUUCACAUGAUGCAUAUAAUUUCUAGUACUCUUGAUUAAUCUUGAUUUGAAUUUAAAUUAUAUUUUUAUUGCAUUGUAUAAUUUUAAAACACUGUAUUCAAAUACUGUUGCCAAAAUUUUAACUCUUUAGAGGGCAGCUCUACACUUAGGUAUUAUAUUCAGCCGAGGGAAACUAUAGUUGAAGUAAUACAUGUAUAAAUAAUAGAUAUAAUAUUUAGGAAAGUGAUAAGCAAUAAUUACAUUAUGAUAGGACAAACUAGCACAUAAUGAAUUUCAUUAUCAUUGAUUCUUAUUUCUCACUUAUCUUGAUCUAUAAGGAAUGCUGGCUGUGAAUAAAAGAUGAAGAUUC
Messenger RNA from Homarus americanus (American lobster), 3929 nucleotides. It is a transcript of the gene Mms19, whose product is annotated as MMS19 nucleotide excision repair protein homolog. The record is from RefSeq and is a predicted model, not a curated record. The transcript is spliced from 20 exons. Gene Ontology annotation, cellular component: cytosolic [4Fe-4S] assembly targeting complex. NCBI's taxonomy places the organism in Eukaryota, Metazoa, Arthropoda, Malacostraca, Decapoda, Nephropidae. Gene Ontology annotation, biological process: iron-sulfur cluster assembly. The coding region runs from base 448 to 3501 and encodes 1017 amino acids.